AAUUCUCGCUCUGCGUGUCUCGAGCUGCUAGAUAAGAUGUUCUCGCAAACCAUUAGCCGUGCUGCGGCCUUCUCCGGUCGUAUUGGUCCCAAGUACUACACUCCCACCCACUUCCACGGCCUUGACGCUGGCCACGCCACCAGAUACGGCGGUAUUGUCGGUACGUUCGGUGUUGCUGCUGGUGUCGGUGCUCUCUUCUUCUUCGGCGAGGUUCCCCGUGUGCGCCGGGAUAUUCUCCAGCAGUUCCCCUUCUUCGACCAGUACUUUGACCGGAGACUGGCUCCCGAGGACAACCCGUUCUAAAUGUGUUUAACCGAUUUGUUUUACUAUACGGCUUGUCCGCAGUCAAGUGUUUGGCCGUGGACGGUAAGGGAUGGCUUGUACUACUGUAGAUUAGUGAUGGAAUUCGAGAGCUCAUAGACAACACCCAAUCAGUUCUCUUCAUAUCUUCUUUGCCUAGGCUGUUCUAGCUUCAAUGGGCAGGUUUUUUCUGUGCAUACGUAUUGUCUGGGUUUGAUGUAUCCGUGUUCUAAUGAUUGAUUGGUUGAGGUUUAUCAAGAUAAGAUGCAUAGGCUCCCGUAU
Molecule: messenger RNA, 582 nt
Organism: Aspergillus ruber CBS 135680
Lineage: Eukaryota; Fungi; Ascomycota; Eurotiomycetes; Eurotiales; Aspergillaceae
Product: cytochrome b-c1 complex subunit 10
Exons: 5
Coding region: 37-303 (88 amino acids)
Biological process (GO): mitochondrial electron transport, ubiquinol to cytochrome c
Source: RefSeq, a predicted model, not a curated record